This is a messenger RNA of Salvelinus sp. IW2-2015, 507 nucleotides long. The record is from RefSeq and is a predicted model, not a curated record. Lineage: Eukaryota; Metazoa; Chordata; Actinopteri; Salmoniformes; Salmonidae.
AUGGCUCGGUUCCAUCUUCGGCUCGCCCGUAAGCACGGGGAAGUUGGCGAGGGUCCUGAUCAUUGUGUGAAGUGUCUCCACUUUAAAGAUGGUCCUAACUGUGUGGAGAAGUGUCCUGACGGCCUUCAGGGGGCCAACAGCUUCAUCUUUAAAUAUGCCGAGGCCAACAACGAGUGCCAUCCCUGUCACUCCAACUGCACGCAGGGGUGUAUUGGACCCAGACUGCAGGACUGUAUUGGCAUGAUGGACAGGACUCCCCUGAUUGCUGCCGGGGUGAUAGGGGGCCUCUUCGUCGUGGUCAUUGUGGCUCUGAGUGUAGCCGUGUCUGUCCGCAGGAAGAGCAUCAAGAAGAAGAGAGCCCUGCGACGCUUCCUUGAGACAGAGGGUAUCUGGGUCCCGGAGGGUGAGACUGUGAAGAUCCCAGUGGCCAUCAAGAUCCUGAACGAGGCAACGGGACCGAAGGCCAAUGUGGAGUUCAUGGACGUGAGUGUUUUACUGGCUCCGUAG